This is a messenger RNA of Aegilops tauschii subsp. strangulata, 1063 nucleotides long. RefSeq lists its product as uncharacterized. Lineage: Eukaryota; Viridiplantae; Streptophyta; Magnoliopsida; Poales; Poaceae. The record is from RefSeq and is a predicted model, not a curated record.
CAAACCAUAUGCCUUGCUGCGAAUACGUCCCGUAGCGUGGAGACGGCAAUGGAGCACGUAAAUCCACGUGGAGCAGCCAGCAAGCAGCCAGCAAGCAGCCAUGGCUUGCAGUACGCACGCACGAAACCGAAACAGAAUCGCCGAGCAGAGUAUAGGCGACACGCCAUCCCUUCCGCGGCUCGGCUACUCUCCAAGCUGCUAGACUAAGCGAGCCCAGCAUCCACCACCGGAAAAAGUCCUAUAAAUCAACCGACGCACCCCGACCACUGGCACCCAUCCAAAAUCUUUUCUUCCACUCCUACCAGCACCAUACGGCAAGAAAGGUUCUUGGAUUGGUUCUUCUGUGAAGAUGGUGGCGCCCGUGGUGAUCGCGGCGGCGGGCCUCGGGAUGCUGGCGGGCGUGGCGGGCGUGGCGACGGCGAACCGGACGACGGGUGACGGGCUGCCGGCGGCGUACAGGUGGAACGCACGGCCCCGUUGCUCCACGUGCCGCGGCACCGGCCGGGAGGAGUGCCUCUGCAGCCGUUGGUCCGACGGCGACGUCGGCUGCGGGACGUGCUCCGGCUCCGGCCGCAAGCGGUGCCGCAGCUGCGGAGGCUCUGGCACUGGCCGGCAACUCCCGGCGCGACUCAUCGUCCAGCAGCAGAAGCUUCCGAACGCACACGGGCGCCGCGGAGACCACAACUGAUGUUCAUAGGUCUCCCGGAGGGAAUCAGAAUUGUUUUUUUUUAAGACCCAGCUUGGAUGCUGGUGUUUCAUGUUGAUCAUAGCAGAGAGCAUGUGGAAAAACAGAGACAUGGGGCUGAUCCGCAGAUCAGAGAGAAAGAUAAAGAAAAAGGAGGAAGGAGGAAAAGAUUACAAGCCCACUAGGAGAAGAUACAGUGGCAAAACGAUUAGCCUAUCCCUUCUGGAGGCAGAGUGAACGGGUGCAUUAGGCAGGAUGCACCAGCUUGGCGCCAGAGGUCAAUACCUCUCCUGAUCGCCUGCAUGACCACCGUCGCGGAGGGCUCCUUUUCUCUAAAAGUGCAACUGUUGCGGUGCAACCAGAUCUCCCAGAGCGUCA